This is a messenger RNA of Xenopus laevis (African clawed frog), 1858 nucleotides long. RefSeq names its product ubiquitin conjugating enzyme E2 variant 1 L homeolog (gene ube2v1.L). The transcript is spliced from 8 exons. The record is from RefSeq and is a predicted model, not a curated record. Lineage: Eukaryota; Metazoa; Chordata; Amphibia; Anura; Pipidae. The coding region runs from base 31 to 1200 and encodes 389 amino acids.
GCUGUGGGAUUGGCUGGUGGGGAGGGGAACAUGGCGAGGAAGGCGCAAGAAGGAGCGGAGAGUGAGAGCCGGCUCUGCCCGAUGGCCGAGGAAGGGGUGAGCACCGAACGGUGCGGGGAGGCUAAGAGCGAUCCUUGUAUGGAGGGCAGCCCGAGGUGGGGGCCCCAGCACGCAGGAGCAAAAGAGUUGGCGGAACUUUACUCUUCAGGAAAGCGCUUGCAAGAAUGGAUUUGUGUGAUUCUCUGCUUCAUUCUCCUCUGCUUCAACUUCGUCAGCCUCAUUCGAUAUUUCAGCUUCGAACACACGGCCAGCAUCAUUAUUAGCAUCUUUGCAGGGAUCAUUACUGCAGAUUUUGCCUCUGGACUAGUCCAUUGGGGAGCAGACACUUGGGGAUCCGUGGACCUGCCGAUUGUUGGGAAAGCCUUCAUCCGACCUUUUAGAGAACAUCACAUCGACCCUACUGCAAUUACAAGACACGACUUCAUCGAGACCAACGGGGAUAACUGCAUGGCAACGCUCAUUCCCUUGGCCUGCAUGGCCUACAAAUUCAUGUUCUACACUCCAGAUCUCAUUUACAAAACGUACCAACUUGAGUGCUUCAUCUUUGCCCUCGCCAUGUUUGUGACACUUACAAACCAGAUUCACAAAUGGUCUCACACCUAUUUUGGUCUUCCUGGCUGGGUGGUCUUCCUUCAGGACUGGCACAUCAUACUGCCCCGCAAACACCACCGUAUCCACCAUGUGUCUCCCCACGAGACUUACUUUUGUAUCACUACAGGCGUUAAAGUUCCUCGUAAUUUUCGACUUUUGGAAGAACUUGAAGAAGGCCAGAAAGGAGUGGGCGAUGGUACAGUUAGCUGGGGACUUGAAGACGAUGAAGACAUGACACUCACAAGAUGGACUGGCAUGAUUAUCGGACCUCCUAGAACAGGUUAUGAAAACCGAAUAUACAGCCUUAAAGUAGAGUGUGGUCCCAAAUACCCAGAAUCACCUCCAUAUGUUAGAUUUGUAACAAAAGUUAAUAUGAGCGGAGUCAAUAAUUCUAAUGGAGUGGUGGACCCCAGGGCCGUCUCCGUUCUAGUAAAAUGGCAGAAUUCCUAUAGCAUCAAAGUUGUACUCCAAGAAAUGCGGCGUCUAAUGAUGUCCAAAGAAAAUAUGAAAUUACCACAGCCUCCUGAAGGACAAUGCUACAGUAAUUGAAAAAAACGAAAAACAAAAGUUCAUAAAAAUUCAUGAAAAGAAACGGGAAAAAAAAACCGAAAGGAAACAUUCACGCCCAAUGUAAAAAAAAAAAAAAAAUAUUAAGCUUUCUUCAUUUUACACAGUAGUAAAUUUUCUAGAUACAUCUUGUAGGCCUCAAAGUACCGCAAACAAAAGUGAAGCUCCUGAGAUAAAAAUCUGUUUAACUUAAAAACUUUACUAAUAUUUUUUUUUUUUUUCUCCGUUCCCAUCCGAAAUCUAGAACGAUCAUGUCAGGUCUAACCACUGUCUAAAUAGUUUUGACUUCUGGUGUCAAGAAAAAUCUAUUUAAAUUUAUUACUGUACGAGAGGAGUGUGGCACAUUAACUCGACUGUGAAACCGUCUAUCACACAAUCACAUUGCUGCAGAAUUUCAUUUUUUUUUUCUCUCUUUUUUUUGGGCCUGGUUUAAUUUUCUUGCUUUCGACUUGUAGUUAAUGAGCUGUUCAUGAGUCCCACAAACGUCCCCGUACCUGCUCCCCUCACCUGCCUUCCCCUCCCCCUCUAUUUUUAUGUGUGCCUAGCUAUAAACUGGGCUUCAUGGACUACUAAUGGGAAUGCGUGCUAACAUGGGUCAUCCCUCCCUUUGUGUUCUCUUUAAUAAAUGCUGAGUGUGGCA